Rangifer tarandus platyrhynchus (Svalbard reindeer) is the source of this 207-nucleotide messenger RNA. The record is from the annotation of a GenBank genome assembly. NCBI's taxonomy places the organism in Eukaryota, Metazoa, Chordata, Mammalia, Artiodactyla, Cervidae.
AUGGCAGCAGGUGAGGUGCUGCUGCGCUGUCCCUGCUGUAGACCGUCCGUCCUCAGCAGAGACCGGGCCUGCCCCUCGUCUUCCAGCCCAGCGUCUGGUGUGUUUCACAGCCCCUCCGUGGGACAACAAAAGACCAAGGCUGCCAGCACCAAGCUCCAGGCCGUGCAGGAACAUGCCGAGAAAGCAGAUGGGGUUUUUGUAAUGUGA